Molecule: messenger RNA, 1230 nt
Organism: Cordyceps fumosorosea ARSEF 2679
Lineage: Eukaryota; Fungi; Ascomycota; Sordariomycetes; Hypocreales; Cordycipitaceae
Product: integral membrane protein
Exons: 4
Coding region: 1-1230 (409 amino acids)
Source: RefSeq, a predicted model, not a curated record
AUGGCGUCGCCGUAUCCUGGUGUCGCGCCACCGCCGCCCGGUGUAGUUCCGGACUUGGAACACCCGCAGGACGGCUAUCGGUCGCUUUUGGUCGGGUGGCUCGCAACAAGUAUUGCCCUGUCGACGUUUUUCUUUUUCAUGAGAGUAUACGGAAAAGUGUUUGUCAUGAAGAACGUUUUACGAGAAGAUGGCGAGUCUUUGUUGUCAGAGUGUCUCGACUCCUGUGUUGACCUUCGUUCUAGUCACCUGUGCCCUAGCCUGGGUAAGCAAGGACUGGAGGUGCUCUGUAUCCUUCGAGCUGAAUCACUAAUACGAGACUACAUACAGAGUCUUUUUAUGAUAUACACUGCAUUUAGCUCCAUCAGCGUCAAGUAUGGCCAAGGCCACCACGCCUGGGAGGUCUCACUAGAAGACAACUCCAACAUGCGCAAGUGGCUAUACGCAGGCACAGUCGUCUACUGUCCCGCCUCGUACUCUACCAAAGUCACCCUCCUCCUCAUCAUAGCCCGCAUCUUCGCCGUCCGGCCCUUUGUCGCCCGCGGCAUCUACAUCUUCAUGGCGCUCCUCUUCGUCGCCUACUUUCCCAUCCAGAUGGUCAAGAUCCUCGUCUGCAACCCGAUCCGAGCGUACUGGGACAUGAGCGUCCCCGGCACCUGCCGCAACCAGACCCAGCUCUUCUACGCCGACAUCUCCCUCGCCAUGAUUACCGACCUCUUCAUCCUGAUCCUCCCAAUACCACUGACGUGGAACCUCGAGGCGCCCCGGUCCAUGAAGAUCAAGAUCAUGCUGCUGCUCGGCGCCGGAGGCAUCGCGACGGCCGUCACGACCUACCGGCAGGUCCUUGCAGUCCACUUCAUGCACACGAAGGACCCGACAGCCGAUUUUGCUGUAAUUAUUGUCACGGUCCUGCUCGAGCUCUCGAUUGGCCUCGUCUGCUCGUGCUUGCCCGUCUUCAACAUGCUCGCCGAGCGAUGGAAACCUCCACAACUCUUCAACUUCAAGGGCCGCAAGGCCAAGGUUAGCGAUCCGAAUAACAACCUCACGUCCAUAAUCACCAUUGGCAAAAUCGCCCACCGAGACGGUGUUAGAAAGCGACCUGAGACGGACCUGGAGGGCUCAUUUGAGCGACUGGAGGAUGGCAGUCUGCAGGGGUCGACGGUCAAUCUCGACAGCCUAAGCUCCAAGAGCGGCACGUUGCACUCACAGUGCAAGGAAGCGAACCAGCAAUGA